This is a messenger RNA of Cinara cedri, 2469 nucleotides long. NCBI's taxonomy places the organism in Eukaryota, Metazoa, Arthropoda, Insecta, Hemiptera, Aphididae. The record is from the annotation of a GenBank genome assembly.
UGUGUUAACAUAGCUGUUUGUCAUUUGAUAAUAAUGAGAUAACAAAAAAAUAAAAGUAUUGUAAUUAUUGAUUUUGAAGUCCAGAACAAAACAAAAAUUAUUAAUAUUUAGACUGUGAUAAGUUUUGGUAUAUGUUAUUGUAAAUAGGUAUUAAAAUUUUAUACAAUGGGUAAGUUUUAUAAUAAUUUUGUUAACAUAUUUACAAUUAGUAUUAAUAAUAUUAGGUACUAAUUUUAAUAUUCUAUUGAUUUUUAGACACUAGCACUCAAAUCAAUAAUGAAAUUGAUGUCAAUCAAUGGAAUGAUUUGCUAUUGGAUGUACAAAAUAAAAGCAGAAAAAAGUUGCCUGAAAACAAAAAUGUAUUGUUAUUGGGCGAUAGUAAAUCAGGCAAAACAACAUUGGUGACCAAGCUACAAGGCCUCAAAGAUUCAAAACAGGGAUGGGGCAUGGAGUAUGGGUACAUACAGGUUAGAAAAUGUCCAAAUUUAAGUUUAAUUUUUAUAAAUAUAUUGUAUUUUGGUUAAUAGGUACGUGAUGAUAGCACUGAUGAAAAUGCCCAGUUAAACGUUUGGACUUUGGAUGGUGAUCGAUCACUGAAAUAUUUGAUGAAGUUUGCAUUAAAUGAGCAAAACUUUGAGGAUACCACAAUAAUUUUAGUUGCUUCCAUAAAGAACCCAUGGAAAAUUAUGGAAUCUCUAGAAUUUUGGUCAGCAAGACUUCAGGAUCAUAUAGAUUGCUUGAAUUUAGGCAUGGAGCAAACUCAAAAUCUCAGAGAUAAAUGUGUUGAUAGAAUCAUUGAUUACUCACCACCUGAUAGUAAAUAUCGCACAAGUUUAAACUUUUUUUGUAUUUUAAUAACAUAAUUCAUUCAAAUUCAAAUUUAUAUUAGAGUAAAUAUGUGUAAUAUUUCAUUAAAAAUGUUACUCUAUUCAAUUAAAAACAUUGGCAAUCAUCAGAUAUGAAAAUUUACUAAAAGUUCAAUUUUUGUGAAUUUUGGGUUUUCUAAAUUAUUAAAUAUAAAAUAAAUAUUGUAUCAUUACAUAUAAUAUAUAAAUUUGACAGUACUAGUUGUUAAAUAUUAUUAUUUGUAUUUUUAUAAAAUGUUUCUAAUUUUUUUUAGAUUUGUCAUAUGAAUCGAGUCAAAAGGUCCGACUUCUCAAUGAAGGGGUAUUGACAAAAAAUCUUGGUUUGGAUGUUGUUGUUGUUAUAACCAUGACUGAUUGCAUCAAGAACUUAGAAAUUGACAAUUAUUCCGAAGAACAUUUUGAUUAUAUUCAAUGUUGUUUACGAAAAUUUUGUCUACAAUUUGGCGCUGCUUUAUUUUAUGUUUCUGUAAUGGAAGACAAAAAUUGUGAUCUACUAUAUAAAUAUUUAAUGCAUAGGUAAAAUAAAUGAUAUUUAAUAAAAUAUUAAAUCUCAUUUACCAUUUCUAUUAACUUUUGAAUGAUACUCAGAAAAAUAUUUUCUAAAUGUUUGAUCAUUGUGAAAUUUGUAAUAACUAGUUUCAAUAAUUAGUAUAACAAUAAAAAAAAUAUUUUAAAUUUAUUUUUUUUUAGGUAUUUAUAUUAAUUUUUUUUUCCCCCAGAAUUUACCGCUUUCCAUUUAAGACACCGGCAUUAAUUGUGGAAAAGGAUUCUGUAUUUGUUCCUUCUGGCUGGGACAGUAUGAAAAAAAUUGAAGUGCUCUAUGAAAACAUGCAAAAAAUUGAUCCUGAAACACAUUACAGUGAUGCUAUUCCAUUUCCAUAUGAAAAACAGCAUAAAGAACAUGAACUCCAAGAUGAAGAAGAACAAGUAUUUUUGGCCAGACAGCUCGUGUUGUUGAAUCAAAAUAUAGCUCAGCCACAAACACCAGUUGUUAGAAAGUCAAUUGAAUUGACAAAACCAUUAUCGGCUAAUAAACGAAUUUCAGACAAUCCUCCACCUAGCAGUGAACGAGCUUUGGCUAGCUUUUUCAAUGCACUUUUGCAAAAAAAACAAGAAUCUCCAACGGCAAGAACUCCAUCAAAAAAACCAGUCGAAAAUGCAGGCUCACAACAAUCAGACCAGACUGAUAGUGAUUCCAAUACUCCAAAAUAAAAAUUUCUAAUCUCUAAUAUUAUGCAUGCCAAAUUUAGAUAUAUUUGUAUAUCGUAAUAUAAAUCAAAUAAAACUUGUCUAAUUAUAUUUAAUUAAUACUUUUGUUCUUAUAAUUUGUAUUGUUCAUAAUAUUUAUAUAAGUUGUUAGACAUAAUUACUAUAUACAAUUAAUAAGACAAUUAAUUUAAAAGUUGAUUAAAGCUUUAGUUUUAAAAAUAAAAACAAAUGUCUAGUUCAUAAGUUUAAAACAGUAUUAAACUUAAUCACAAAUAAUUGUAUUUACAAGUAUUGAUAUAAUAGUCAUGGAUUUAGUCAAAAAAUUAGUAUAUAUAUUUGUUGUGAACGUUAUCAAAAUUAAUGGGUAGUCAAAUUAUAAUUUUUUUUUUUUUUU